Messenger RNA from Naumovozyma dairenensis CBS 421, 2877 nucleotides. RefSeq names its product importin-alpha export receptor (gene CSE1). Bases 1 to 2877 code for a protein of 958 amino acids. Lineage: Eukaryota; Fungi; Ascomycota; Saccharomycetes; Saccharomycetales; Saccharomycetaceae. Gene Ontology annotation, cellular component: nuclear envelope; cytosol. Gene Ontology annotation, biological process: protein import into nucleus; protein export from nucleus. The transcript has a single exon. Gene Ontology annotation, molecular function: small GTPase binding; nuclear export signal receptor activity. The record is from RefSeq and is a predicted model, not a curated record.
AUGUCUGAUCUAGAAACUAUCUCCAAUUAUCUUUCUCAAUCAGUGAUUGCUGGGACGGCUAAAUCAGCUGAGAGAAGCUUGAGAUCAUUAGAAAAUCAAAAUGGCUUCGGAUUGACCUUAUUGCAUGUAGUAGCAUCUACAAAUAUUCCAAUAUCUACAAGAUUGGCAGGUGCUUUGUUCUUCAAAAAUUUCGUAAAGAGAAAAUGGAUCGAUGAAAAUGGUAAUCAUAUCAUCUCUUCGAAUGAUGUUGAAUUAAUUAAGAAGGAAAUUGUUCCAUUAAUGAUUACCUUACCUGGGAAUUUGCAAGUCCAAAUCGGUGAAGCUGUAUCUGUCAUUGCAGAUUCUGAUUUCCCAAACAAUUGGCCAACUUUAUUAAGUGAUAUGGCUUCAAGAUUGUCUACAGAUGAUAUGGUGACAAAUAAAGGUGUCCUUACAGUAGCACAUUCCAUCUUUAAAAGAUGGAGACCAUUAUUCAGAUCGGACGAAUUGUUUUUGGAAAUUAAAUUGGUCUUGGAUGUCUUCACUGAACCAUUCAUGAAUCUAUUGAAAACCAUUGAUCAAGAAAUUUCUCAAAAUCACGAUAAUGUAGCUAAACUAAACCUAGCCUUUGACGUGUUAUUAAUCUUGACUAAAUUAUAUUACGAUUUCAAUUGUCAAGAUAUACCUGAAUUUUUUGAAGAUAACCUAGAGACAGGUAUGGGUAUCCUUCAUAAAUACUUGGCCUAUAAUAAUCCAUUAUUAGAAGAUCCAGAUGAAACUGAAGAGGCAAGUAUUCUCACUAAAGUUAAAUCUUCUAUCCAGGAAGUAGUCCAAUUAUACACAACAAGAUACGAAGAUGUCUUUGGUCCAAUGAUAAACAAAUUUAUUGAAAUUACGUGGCAUUUAUUGACCUCUACAUCUACUGAACCAAAAUUUGAUAUCUUGGUUUCCAAAUCAUUAGCUUUCUUGACUGCUGUAUCAAGGAAUGCUAGAUAUUUUGAAAUCUUUAAUAAUGAAAGUGCAAUGAAUGAUAUCAUUCAACAGAUUAUAUUGCCUAACGUUACAUUACGUGAGUCCGAUGUGGAAUUAUUUGAAGACGAUCCAAUUGAAUAUAUUCGUAGAGAUUUAGAAGGUUCAGAUACUGACACAAGAAGAAGAGCUUGUACAGAUUUUUUAAGGGAAUUAAAGGAUAAAAAUGAACAAUUAGUAACUAACAUUUUCAUGGUUCAUAUGAAACAAAUCUUGGAACAAUAUCAAUCUAAUCCAAGUGAAAAAUGGAAAUAUAAAGAUCUUUAUGUUUAUUUAUUUACCGUGUUAGCUAUUGAAGGUAAUAUAACAACUACUGGUGUUUCAUCGACGAAUAGUUUGUUAAAUGUGGUAGAAUUUUUCUCAGAACAUGUUCUUAUCGAUUUAUCUGGUCAAGUUUUCCAUCCAAUUCAAAGAGUUGACGCAAUCAAAUUUAUUUAUACUUUUAGAAAUCAAUUAAAUAAACCUCAACUAAUUGAACUUCUACCGAUAUUGGCCAAUUUCUUACAAAGUGAUGAAUACGUUGUUUAUACAUAUGCAGCUGUCACCAUUGAAAGAAUAUUGACAAGAAGAGAAUCCAAUACCUCAAAUAUUUUACUAUUCAAUAAAAAUGAUUUGACUGGUAGUUCGGAGAUUUUAUUGAAGAAUUUAUUAAGUUUAAUUACAAACCAAGGUGUUUCUCCCGAAAAAUUAGCAGAAAAUGAAUUCUUAAUGAGGGCCGUGUUCAGAGUCCUACAGACUGCAGAAUCUACAGUAGAAUCCAUAUAUCCUGAUUUGAUUAAUGAAUUAUUAACUAUUGUUAAUAUAAUUGCUAAGAAUCCAUCAAAUCCAAGAUUUUCACAUUAUACCUUUGAAUCUAUUGGUGUAAUAUUAUAUUUCACAUCUACCCAAUUAUUACCAUUAUUAAUGGAAAGAAUGAUGCCAUCAUUCUUACAUAUCUUAUCAGAAGAUAUUCAAGAAUUUAUUCCAUACAUUUUCCAAUUAAUAGCAUUCAGUGUGGAACGAAUGGAUACCAUUCCAGAUAAUAUAAAGCAAUUAUCUCAACCGAUUUUGUCACCAACUGUUUGGGAAUUGAAAGGUAAUGUCCCAGCUGUUGUUAGAUUAUUAAAGGGUUUCAUUAAGAAGGAUGCAUCCAUUUUUCCAGAUUUAGUUCCUGUUCUUGGUGUUUUCCAAAGAUUAAUCGCUUCUAAAGCUUAUGAAAUUUAUGGAUUUGAACUAUUAGAUGAUAUAUUGUUGAGUAUUGAUAUUGAAAGUCGUUUAAAACCAUUUUUGAAACAAAUUGCCACUUUAUUAUUACAACGUUUACAAAGUUCCAAGACUGAAAGGUAUGUUAAAAAAUUAACAGUAUUUCUAGGUAUGCUUUCCAUUAAAUUAGGACCAGAUUUUGUUGUUCAAUUUAUUGAUGAAGUUCAAGAUGGAUUAUUUCAACAAAUAUGGAAUAAUUUCGUCAUCACUUCUUUACCUACAAUCGGUAAUUUGCUAGAUCGUAAAAUUGCAUUGGUUGGUAUGUUACAAAUGUUUAUUAAUGGUUCCAUUUUCAAUAGUAAAUAUGCUAAUUUGAUUCCAAUAACCUUAGAGACUAUAAUUAAGACUACUGUAUCAGAAAGUGUUGCUAAUUUGAAAGAUGAUUUUAUUGAUAUGGAUAAUCUUGAAGAAAUUUCUACUUUCGGUUCAUCAUUUAGUAAAUUAGUUAGUGUUUCAGAAAAACCAUUUGAUCCAUUACCAGAAAUUGAUUUAACUAAUGGGGUUAAAUUGUAUAUUAUUGAAAAUUUGAAAAAAUACUUGGCCAAUUCACCUGUUCUUUUAACCCAAUUACCAAUGAAUUUGCAAAAUAAUGUUAAUCAAUUAAUAAGCAUGGUUCCAAACAAUUAA